AUGGAUAAUCAAUACUGCUUUCUGGUUAUUGUAGGUAUUCGUGAUGAAAAUGACCGUGCAUACAAUCCUAAAAUUGUGCGAAUCGGUCUUAAACCUCAUCAUUCUGUCCAGGCAGUUUCCAUGGAUUACCUUGUUGAACAAAAACUUGCAGGUAUGGACUUCCAAACUGGUGAUAAACAAAAACAAGGAGGUGCAGGAAGGGAUAAAGACAGUAUUCGUGCCUCAAUUUUGGAUGAAGCAGCAAUUGUCUUCUCCACCCUCAGCUUCAGCGGUUCAGUUCUUUUUAGUAAAUUAAAUCGCGGAUUUGACAUUGUUGUCAUAGAUGAAGCUGCUCAAGCUGUGGAACCAUCAACACUUGUUCCCUUGGCCAAUGGAUGUAAACAAGUAUUUCUGGUUGGUGAUCCAGUACAAUUGCCAGCCACCGUAAUUUCUCCUAUUGCUGAGAAAUUUGGAUAUGGAAUGAGCUUGUUUAAAAGAUUCCAGAGGUCUGGCUAUCCAGUACAGAUACUGAAGACUCAAUAUCGCAUGCAUCCCGAGAUAAGAAGCUUUCCUUCAAGGGAAUUUUAUGACGAGGCGCUGGAGGAUGGGCCUGAUAUCCUAGACCAGACCAAGCGUUUGUGGCAUGAAUACCGCUGCUUUGGACCUUUUUGCUUUUUUGAUAUACAUGAGGGAAGAGAGUCCCAGCCCUCUGGAAGUGGAUCUUGGGAAAAUGUUGAUGAGGUUGAGUUUGUCCUCCUCAUGUAUCAGAAAUUGGUGACUAGAUAUCCAGAUCUCAAGUCAAGUUCCCGACUUGCAAUUAUAUCCCCAUAUAGACAUCAAGUCAAGCUCUUCCGUGAUAGGUUUCGGAAUACUUUUGGCGUGGAGUCAGACAAAGUAGUGGAUAUCAACACUGUUGAUGGGUUCCAGGGACGAGAAAAAGAUGUUGCAAUCUUUUCAUGUGUUAGGGCGAACAAGGAUAGGAGCAUUGGGUUUGUGGCUGAUUUUCGACGAAUGAAUGUCGGUAUUACCAGAGCAAGGUCUUCUGUUCUGGUGGUGGGUUCUGCGUCAACAUUGAGAAAAGAUAAGCACUGGCGAAAUCUUGUUGAUAGUGCUGAGCAGAGAAAUGCCCUCUUCAAGGUGUCAAAACCCUACACUGAGUUUUUCAGUGAUGCGAAGCUUAAAUCCAUGGCAGUGGAUUCAAUGCCAGACCGUCGUCCUGAGGAAGCUUCCGAUGAUAUAGAAAUUACUGUGCCCACUGAUGGUAAUGUUGCAUUCCCAGAAGAAGCACCAGCGGAAGAUAAUGACUGGGGAGAUGGAGACGGUGAAGGGUUUGAUGGGGGCUUUGACGAGGACUGAGUUAUGAAGCGGAAGCAGAUGAUAACGAAUGGGAAGAUGGAGACGGAGAAGGUUAUGGCGUACGCCCCGCGUUGAUGAGAGCUGAGUUGACCUAUUUCAACAUAACAAUGUCUGGCUAUAUGAUGAUGGGAUUUUGGUCACUUUACUGCAGCUUGAUUUUGCCGAUCACACUAUUGUGCUGCGGCUUGCCACAACCCAGUCAGAAAAAGUUGAUUGAUGUUAAUAUAGUCAAAUGUAGGAACAAGGGAAUCAAAUUCUUCAUGAUUUAAUUGAUUUUUUGGGCUAGUAGUUUAUGUUAGCAAAAGCUUUUGCUUUAUGUAUCCGAACAUGGCUACGAAAUGGGUGAACUGUUAUGCUUGAGACAUACAAAAAGGGAUAUGUUUUUCACAGAAGUUCACUACACCGAUGAGUUCUAAACUAUGCUAUUUUUAUAAAUUAAGCGCCCAAACU
Ilex paraguariensis (yerba mate) is the source of this 1785-nucleotide messenger RNA. NCBI's taxonomy places the organism in Eukaryota, Viridiplantae, Streptophyta, Magnoliopsida, Aquifoliales, Aquifoliaceae. The record is from the annotation of a GenBank genome assembly.